UCUUGUGUGUCUCGCGUUUUCUGCGAGAGUCAAAAUGCAAGAAGGAAAAAAAGGUGAGCGAGAAAAGAGCAACACAAACUGCUCCACACAGCGGAGCCCCAAACCAAGACACGAGCCAUUCAGCAGCUCGGUGUGCAGUGCAGAAUAUCGCCGACAGCCGCAUUGAUCGGGUGUUGUUUGUGGUACGUUGCUCUCGCUUCUUACGAGUUUACGAAGUUUUGUUUUCCUCAAUUGAUCUUAUUAGGUGAUGUUUCAUUUUUCUUCUAUUUUUUAUUACCAGAAGCAGUACACUAAUUUGGAUGGUACUCGUCUCGGUUUGUUUUCGAUAAGUGGUCUUUUUAUUGGUUACGACGAGAGGAAAACUUUCAACAGUGGUGUUAUUUUGGCAAACGUACAUUGUACCAAGAAAAACAGUGAAAUUUUGCACAGUGCAAUUCAGUGGUGAAUCAAAAUAUAAACGCUGCUUGAUACAACAGUCGUUAGUGGUGAGAUCGGUGUUACGGAGCAGUUUUUUCUCCUUCGGCGAUUUUGGGAAGCUUACUGUGUUUGUAAAAGUGAAACAAAAACCAAUGAAUAAGUGAUAAACCUGGGAUAAGAGAAAAGUGUUGGCGAUCACCGACCGAAAAAGAAAAAUAUCAUAAAAUAAAGAAAGAUAAAUAUAUCGCCUUGGAGUGUGCUUUAUGAUCUGUAAGUGAAAAUCGCAGCCAAAAAGAAAACGUAGAAAAGUGCCAAAAAUUGGAAAGUUAAAUGCAUCUUUUGUGAAUGGGGUUUUAAAACCGUAAUCGCUUCAACACUUCGUCUAGAAGUCGGAAACAGCAUCGACGCGACGACGAUCCAAUUCUUCCCAAGCCGCAAAGCGAAAUUUGGUGUGGAUCAUAGCGCAUAAAACAGGUCGAUGAUGAAUCAUAUCUACACGGAAUCACCAAUUUGAAACAACUAACACCCCUCAUACGCACCCACUCAAAGAACCGAAAGCGAUCGCUCUCGCUCUAACCAUCACGAGUCAUAUCACAGCUCGCACGAGACCAAUCAGCGCCGGGGCUCUGUCUGAUCUGUAAAAGCGAAGGGUGAGUGGCACUAGAGGCGAACUAUUCCCCCCGGAUAUUCAGACCAGGACUAGAGAGCGUGCUCGUUGGAAACCCGACUGAGACCGUUUCAACGUUGAAAGGGGCGUCGGUAUUGCACAUACCACAGUGUGUGUUGAAUAACUACUGAUCACUUCUCGACAACUGCACAUCGUAGACCAACGACCCACGGAAAAGGACAUACCGUACCGCGUAUAGUACCGAAAGCCCUAGGUCCUUCUCGAUAAGUGUUCGUAUUGGUGAUCAUCUCGCACCCACUGAAUAUUGCCUAACCUGUUGAAUGCUGGCAGUCAGCGCUUGCUGAAGAAAAAGUGUGCACACGAGCGCCAUUACCUGGUUGUCGUACGGCUGCUCCAGAAGAGCAACAUCGGCUCGAUAAACCAUCCAUGCCUUUCAAUAUAGCGGACUUUCGUAGUUUCAAUAAAAUGGGCCAGGAGAAAUCACUGCCCUCCAGAUGUACUUCCGCACAUGACUACCGCCAUCACCACCACCACCACCAUCACCACCACACCUCUUUGGCCUCCUCGACGGGAUCGAAAUCUUCUGGUGCGCCCUCUCGCUCUCCUUCUACCGCUUCGACGACUUCCUCGGCAUCAUCAGCUUCUGCAGCCUCUUCUUACAAAAGCGUCGAACGCCAGACCAAAUAUCUCAACGAGCAUCUAUACAUAAAGUCCUACCUGGACAUAGAGGAAGAGGACCGAAACGCGAAAUUGCUGUUCCAAAAAGUGCGACCCGGCGGUAUACGCAACUACACGCCGAAAAUUCUUUCCGAAAACAACAAAAAAGAUCUUGAUGUGUGGAUAUAGCGGACCGGCAACCCUCACGUACGCUGACACUAUCACCUGAAUAGAAGCUACUCAUAGGAAUACUUAACUACUGUAUAAACGACUCUUUCUCUCUAUCGCCGGUCUUGUCAACUCUUCUACAAUCGCUCUAUCACUCUUCAAAAUUUUGGCAAACCAGCUUGGCUACACUAGUUCUCUCGUGCAAUGGCUCUUGGACUCGCUUCAGUAGCGGCAGUAGCUGGAGGACUCACGCACACCCCGAUAGCACUACUGACUCUCAUACCACUUAUAGCUGUAGGAGUCAAUUACUAUAGAUACCAAAGUGUAGAUCCGGAAUCGAAUCCCAUCGACCAACAAUCACUAAGACCUUACUAUGACUUCAUUGUCAUUGGCGCCGGAUCGGCUGGUGCCGUCAUGGCCUCGCGGCUCUCAGAGAUAGGAGAUUGGUCAGUGCUACUACUAGAAGCAGGUGGCGAUGAAACGGAGGUGACCGAUGUUCCAUCAUUAGCUGGUUACCUCCAGUUAACGGAAUUUGACUGGAAAUAUCAAACGGUGCCGCCGGGAGACCGGCGGUACUGUCAGGCUAUGAUAGGCGAUCGAUGUAAUUGGCCUAGAGGAAAAGUUAUGGGAGGAUCAAGUGUGCUUAACGCAAUGGUAUAUGUAAGAGGAAAUCGAAGGGAUUACGAUAGCUGGCUAGAGCAAGGAAACAUUGGAUGGGGAUACGAAAACGUCCUACCAUAUUUCAUCAAAUCGGAGGACAAUCGGAAUCCUUACAUGGCACGAUCGCCAUACCAUGGAGUAGGAGGUUAUCUAACAGUCCAGGAAGCCCCUUGGAGAACACCGUUAUCAAUAGCGUUCAUAAAAGCCGGUCUAGAAAUGGGCUAUGAGAACAGAGACAUCAAUGGAGAGGAACAGACCGGCUUCAUGCUGCUUCAAGCAACGAUGAGAAGAGGCAGUCGCUGCAGUACUUCUAAAGCAUUCCUACGACCGGUUCGGCUAAGGAAUAAUCUUCACGUUGCUAUGCAUGCUCAUGUGACGCGUAUACUGUUUGACAGAAAUAAUAGAGCAUAUGGAGUUGAAUUUUCCCGAAAUGGCAAAAAACAGUUAGUAUUCGCCAAGAAGGAAAUCAUUCUUUCGGCAGGGGCGUUGAACACUCCUCAAAUAUUGAUGCUGAGUGGUGUCGGACCAGCUGACCACUUGGCUGAGUUUGGAAUCCCAGUAUUGUCAGAUCUUCCAGUGGGUGACAACAUGCAAGACCAUGUGGGACUAGGUGGAUUGACCUUCCUCGUUGAUGAACCGGUCACCGUGAAGACAUCUCGCUUCACAACGUUGCCGGUUGCAUUUGAUUACAUAUUCAACGAAAGAGGUCCCAUGACAUUCCCAGGAAUUGAAGGAUUGGCUUUCGUCAACACCAAAUACGCAGAUCCUUCCGGUCAGUGGCCAGACAUACAAUUCCACUUUGGACCGAGUUCAGUGAACUCUGACGGUGGACAAAACAUUCGUAAGAUCCUUAAUCUUCGCGAUGGGUUCUACAAUACAGUUUACAAACCAAUACAAAAUGCCGAAACCUGGACAAUUUUGCCACUUCUAUUACGACCUAAAAGUACGGGUUGGGUACGAUUGAGAUCGCGGAAUCCAUUCGUGCCACCCGCCCUUGAACCCAACUAUUUCGACCAUCCGGAAGAUGUAGCGGUUCUCGUGGAAGGCAUCAAAAUUGCGAUCAAUGUAUCGUAUACUCAGGCAUUCCAACGGUUCGGAUCCCGUCCGCAUAAAAUUCCCUUGCCUGGCUGCCGACAUUUGCCAUUCAUGUCGGACGAAUACUGGGCGUGCUGCAUCAAGCAGUUCACUUUCACUAUUUACCAUCCUGCCGGAACGGCAAAGAUGGGACCAAGCUGGGAUCCCGGUGCUGUGGUCGAUGCCCGAUUACGGGUGUAUGGAGUUUCCGGAUUGAGAGUAGUAGAUGCUAGCAUAAUGCCAACGAUCGUCAGCGGCAACCCCAACGCUCCGGUCAUCAUGAUCGCCGAGAAGGCCGCCGACAUGAUCAAACAGGACUGGGGUCGUUGGUGACAGUGAGCAUCAUCUCCAAGAAAAUUCAUAUGUGCCUAACAUUUUUCGACUGUUGUGAAAAAUUGUGUACUUAACAAGAAGAUUUUCUGAAAAAUGUGAUAUUAUAGUGCAAGCGAGAAGCCACAUAAAAUAUCCGUCAUUGCAGCGGAACAUGCUGCAGCCAACCACGAAUCGAAACGAGAAGACGCCGAGAGAAUAUAGUUUAAUCAAUUCCUACUAGUCAGCACUUACGAAUAAACUUAAGAGAUCGGAAGUGUUACUGAAUGCAGAAUUUGAGAAAAUAGGAAAAUUUGUGUUACAAUUUUAGUUUGAUAAUGGUUUUUGUUUUAAAAAAUGCUGUUAUAGGACGAAGAAACGUGACGUAAACAAUUUAGAGUAGAAGUGACGAUUUAUUUUCUAUUUAUGACGGGAGUUGAUGACCUAUUGGGGUCCGGAUAAACUGCCGCCCGGAGGAUGUAAAAUAAAGUCAGAUGUAGACCAUUCUACAACUGGGAACCCUGGAAGUUCCAACGAAUAAGCGAAAUGUUACCAAUAAAAAAAAUAUGACAUGUUGA
Molecule: messenger RNA, 4491 nt
Organism: Aedes aegypti (yellow fever mosquito)
Lineage: Eukaryota; Metazoa; Arthropoda; Insecta; Diptera; Culicidae
Product: glucose dehydrogenase [FAD, quinone]
Exons: 4
Coding region: 2075-3937 (620 amino acids)
Molecular function (GO): flavin adenine dinucleotide binding; oxidoreductase activity, acting on CH-OH group of donors
Source: RefSeq, a predicted model, not a curated record